UAUGCGGUGAGGAGCUGGUGUGAACUGGAACUGUGCCAUGUGCUGGUGGCAUGAGGGUUUUUGGAAUAUACCUGGGACCAGAAAGUGUGUGUGGUUUAUUGCAGAGACACACAGAAGGCAGUUACAUCUGCAGAGCUGAGAACAACUGGAUCUUGUUCACGCUCAGCCAGAGGAAGACUCCUAGCCAGGCUGUGCCCGGGAGGGCGGAGGGAGCCCUGGAGGCCCUGGAGCAGGAGGAGCAGCAGAGAAGAGACAGGGCACCUGCCCAGUGCUGGGAGCUGAAGAAACUCCACACAAAUAGACCUGCAACCAGGAAAGUGCAAGAUUCCAGAGGGGUCUGGAGAGGAACUGGGGGAGGCAGCAGGGGGAGGAGGCUUUGGAGUGGGAACUCUAAUUACAGAUAACAUUUCACCUGGUGAGGCAGGUGGGGAAGGCAUUGCAGGGGGAGGAGCAACCGAGCGAAGGCCUGGAGGCUGGGGGGAAUCAGAGUCCAGGGAGCUGGGAGUCCUCCAGGCCCCUGGACCAGGCCCUGUGGAGUCAGGAGGGUGAGAAAGACAGGAGUAGGAGCAUCAGGAGGGCCUGGUGAUGGGCUAAGGGCUCUGAAUCUGACCCUGCCUUUACCCCUCCUAUCCCUGCCCAUAGAGUAUGUGCUGUACCACUUGGAGGGAGAUGUUUGGCAGAAUCUCUGUCUACCCACGGGGAGGGGAGGGCUCUCUGUCUGGCCAUGUGGUUGGGCAGGGACAGGCUUCCCCACAGUCCUCCCUUUUCCCAGAAACAGCCUUUCCAGGAAGUGACCUGGAGGCUAAAAGAGGAAGACACUUGCAAUAGAAACCCAGCAGAAGGGAGCACCACCCAACAUCCACACCCAGCUGUGUCCCAAGACAAAGGAUUGUUGUGAGAACUAAAAGUAAGUGAAUUCAUAUGAAGCAAUUGGAAAAGUGCCUGGUGCAUAGUGGGGUGUCAUCAACGACAAUAGCUAAUCAGUAUUAGGGUGAGGUCACACCUCUUUCCAGCCUGACGGAAACAAGGAGCUGACGGGAGAUCUCUGAGACCCUGCUGCUGCCAUCAUGAGCUCAGAAAACCUCGGAGACCGCCUAGAUAUUGAGAUCUUCUUUGAGGAAGUCACUGAGUGUCUCUGGGACAUACUGAGCAGGGAGGAACUGCUUCUCCUGCUGACUGAAUUCCUGAGGAAAAUUGAGGCGAAGGCUGGUUUGUCCAGGGAAGACAUGAACGCACUACAUGAAUAUCUGAAUGAAUUGAAAGGAGACUUGGCUGGGAAGGACCAGGAAAUGCUCCCAAAAGAGCAGCUGGACAGAAGGAGGUUUCUGAGGAAGUUUCCUCGGGUGACGCAGCAGCUGGUGGAGCUCGUAAGCAAGCUCCAGGAGCUUGCAGACAAUGUAGACAAAGUCCACAGGGACUGUACCAUCUCCAAUGUGGUGACCCACAGCACCGGCGCUAUAUCUGGUGCCCUGACCAUCCUUGGCCUGGCUCUGGCACCUGUGACAGCCGGGGCCAGUAUGGCACUCUCAGCCACUGGGAUAGGGCUGGGAGCAGCAACUGCUGUGACCGCUGUGUCCACCAGCAUCGUGGAACAUGUAAAUAGGUCAUCAGCAGAAAUGAAAGCCAGUCAAUUGAUGUCAACUGAUGUCAAGAAAUGGAAGGUGCUCCUAGAGGUACUCAAGAGCAACCCCCACGUUGUUGUCACAACAGAGAAAUUGGCAAAAGCCGAGAAAUACCUUGAAAUAAAUAUCCAUGCCAUGGAGACAGGCAAAGCCAACCCUGACUCUGCAGCCAAUGCAAACAUCCUCGUGAGCCUUGGGAGAAUCUCAGCCCCAGCCAUCCAGCAGGUAGAGGCAGCUUUCAAAGGCACGGCUUCGGCAGUUACCAAAGGAGCCCGAAUCGUGGGUGCGGCCACUGCAGGUGUCUUCCUCUUGGUGGAUGUGGGCUUCUUGGUGAAGGAGUCAAUGCACCUGCAUGAUGGUGCAAAGACAGCAUCAGCUGAAAACCUGCGGCAGCAGGCCAGGGAGCUGGAGAGGAAGCUGGAGGAGCUCACCCAGAUCUACAAGCAUCUGCAAGAGGACCCAACUCCACCACCCCCAGAGCAGUGAGGGUCCAGGGACACAUUCAGGGUCAAGGUGCGGAGGCACCUUGUUAGGGGAAAAAGGAGAGUGAGAUAAAAUUGUUGGAGCUGAGGGUUAGGAAACUGGCAUUUCUGCA
Molecule: messenger RNA, 2217 nt
Organism: Cervus elaphus (red deer)
Lineage: Eukaryota; Metazoa; Chordata; Mammalia; Artiodactyla; Cervidae
Product: apolipoprotein L3-like
Exons: 7
Coding region: 1068-2108 (346 amino acids)
Biological process (GO): lipoprotein metabolic process; lipid transport
Cellular component (GO): membrane; extracellular region
Molecular function (GO): lipid binding
Source: RefSeq, a predicted model, not a curated record